This is a messenger RNA of Podospora anserina S mat+, 2340 nucleotides long. RefSeq lists its product as uncharacterized. The record is from RefSeq and is a predicted model, not a curated record. The annotation marks the transcript as partial. The transcript has 2 exons. NCBI's taxonomy places the organism in Eukaryota, Fungi, Ascomycota, Sordariomycetes, Sordariales, Podosporaceae.
AUGACGGUUGCGAACGACCGCGUGUUGCGCGUCGAGUCGGUCGAUGCCCUUGCACAACAGUUGUAUCGCCGCUCUCGGACUGCUGGCCCGGAUUUCAGCAAACUGAGCAAGGCUGUUGGCAGUCUCCAAAGGGUCCUCAAGCACCUACGCGACGAGGUCCAGGACGCCGACUCCCUUCUCAACCAACCGGGAUCGGCCAAUCAUGACAGUCCAAAUGGCGUCUAUCAUGAGGAGCUGACCAGGCUCGUCCAGGAGAGCGACUACACCAUCAAGCAGGUGAACACGAUUAUCGAAAAAUAUGGUGGUGCCAGCGCUGUCUCGAAUGGCAUGGGAGCCGAGAGCCGGGAUUCCUCCAGGACCCCUGAUGAAGACCCAACCGAAAAGGCACUCAAGAUUGACCUGGUCAGGGAGCGCGUGGUCUCCCAAAAGGCCAAACUUGUCAACUUUCUGGACAUGGUGCAGCUACACAACCCAUCAAAGGUGCAUCAUUCGCUGCUGAAAUUAGACAACAACUCGCAGAUGGAAGACAUCAAGAACAAGGUGGAUAUCGUUGCCAACCGCUUGUUUCAAAAAAGACGAGGUUCACCAGUGGGAGAGCACCAAGAAGAGCUGUGGCAAGAGUUCAAGACCGAGCUCGAAAACGAGGGGUUCUCGUCAGACGUCCUCCGCAACAACAAGGAAGUCCUUCGGGCAUACAUACGCGAGCUCGAAUCACACAAAGCCCCUCAGGACGGAACACCCCCUUCUGUUCGCGGACUGCUCGAAUGGGGCACCCAACCGCCAAUGGGAGAGCAGGGUGCUUCCUCAUCCUACCCAGUGCCCAACCCGGACCCAAGACCCAAUCAUGGUGAUGCCCCCAUUAGUAACGAGGGACGACGACGGAUCCCGACCUCCGACACAGAGAAACCCCUUCAAGUUCAUCGACAUUUACAACCUCCUGCCAUCUCUAACCAUUCAUCACAUCUCAGCUAUGACUACUGCACAUCAUCUGAAUCCUCCGACUCCGAGUCCAGCCCUGUUUCUCAAACAGCCUUGAUAUCAACGCGAGAUAUUCUCACCCUUGACUUGUACGAAGCUAACAAGAUGCCUGGACGCCUGGGCUCACGCGGCCCACCACCCAACUACAACCUGUCUCCUGGAACAUCGCCAGGAAAUCGGUAUUUGCCUCCUGGGGUUCAGCCGCUGCAGAUCCCUGGAGCAGAUGCCAUCUCUUACGAUGGCCAGUACUCGAGGCCUUCUCGAUACGCUUCGCCAUCCUCUCAGUUCCCGCCCCCUUACACCAGAACCUUGUCCCCAAGUUCAUCGACCGUGACGCCACCGCCUCCCUACACCAGCCAAGUGUCGCUCUCGGCCCCUCAUGCCGGGAAUGAUCUUUCUUAUCACCAACAUCAGCAGCAACAAGCUCGGCAGCACAGUAACCUAGCCCCCGAUGGUCGAGGCAAACAGAUCCCACUGGACGCGACCUGGACCAGAAUCAAGCGCAGCCUUGUAUCGCCUGUCGUUCUCGAGAGAGCUGGUGUGCGUUACGAGGCCAGACCGACCUUUGUUGCAGUCCUUGGCAAGCUGUCCCCCGAGCAAAUCGCCGAGUAUGCCAGACAGACUGCCGAAGUCCGAAACGCAAGAGGCCCAUCCAAUGCUCCAAGCGAGAUCUAUGAACCCCCCAACCGAGCACGCCCUCGAGGAUACCCCGAGGGACGAAGGAUGCGUGGAGGCGGAGGUGCAAGAAUUCGGAGCAACAACAACCCACCCCAACCGGCACACUGGGAUGAUGGCGAUUCCUCCGACGAUCAACGUGACUACCGCCAGGAGGCGGCACGCACCAAAUACAUACCCAGAGGCUACACCCCCGAUAAAUACCGCCCCGACGACAAGGGUGCAAGAGCCCACCCCAUCAUUAUCUCGCCUCCUGAUAGCGGCUACGGCGAAGGCAGUAGGGUCUCACCCUCGGCCACUGUUGAGCCGAAGCCGAUCUUGAAACAGAACCACGUCCGGUUCAACGAUGGACCGAGGGACAUCUCUCCCGGCUAUUACACGGACCGCUCCCACCGCGAAAAGGGUCGACGCCGUUCUGAGCGGGACAACCAAGACCGAGAUGGCAGAGCCAGGGAUGACCGGUCCGGUGAUCGGGACAGUCGAGCUCGCGAGCAGCGUGAACGGGAGCGGGAGCGGGAGCGGGAACGGGAACGUGAAACAGAGAGGGACCGGCCUCGCAGGGGUAGUUCCCGCGACAGGGAGAGGGAGAGGGAGAGGGAGAGGGAGAGGGAGAGGGAGAGGGAGAGGGAGAGGGAGAGGGAGAGGGAGAGGGAGAGGGAGAGGCAACUCGAGCGGCAACGACACCGG